This is a messenger RNA of Dermacentor albipictus, 1627 nucleotides long. RefSeq names its product monocarboxylate transporter 13-like. The record is from RefSeq and is a predicted model, not a curated record. NCBI's taxonomy places the organism in Eukaryota, Metazoa, Arthropoda, Arachnida, Ixodida, Ixodidae. Gene Ontology annotation, biological process: transmembrane transport. Gene Ontology annotation, molecular function: monocarboxylic acid transmembrane transporter activity. Gene Ontology annotation, cellular component: membrane.
UUACUCGUCCGCAGGUUUCGCAUGGUUUAGUGAUUGUAAUAUAUUUCGUGGAGUUCAACUUCAAGGACUAGAAUCUUUCAGCAAGAAAUGGCUAGAACGGGUACCUGCCAUCUAUGAAAGUAUCAUCAAUAGGUUCCACCUCUGGCGUGCGCACGACCAUGAAAGCUUGCAUGGGCGUGGCUUGCGCGAACGCGCAGCGCCAAAAGGCAGCGCAGCACGAGUGCUGGCACGUGGCAGUGAUCGCCUGCCUACUGACCUGCCUCGCCUCGGCCCUGACUCGGUCAUCGGGUUUCCUGUACGUCGGCAUCAUGGAGCAAUACGACGCUGAUCACGCGGAGGCAUCGUGGCCCAUCGCCGUGGCAUCCGUGUUAAACAACAUGGCCGGGCUCGUGGCGGGACCUAUAUGCCAGAAGAUUGGCGCAGUCCCCGUCCUGCACGCAGGAUGCGUCAUCAUGUGGCUGUCGCUUAUCACCAGCAGCUUUUCCCGAAGCAUUACUGGACUGACAUUCACCAUGGGUGCCUUGUUUGGAAUUGGCUCUGGUGCCACGUUCAUUACACUGCACGUCUUAGUGAAUCAGCAUUUCAAGAAAUACAAAGGGCUUGCGCUCGGGAUCAUGUACACCGGCUGUACGGCCUCUGCCUUCAUUUUCCCUAGACUCCUGCUCUUCCUUGCCAAUGGCUACGGGUUUCGAGGAAGCAUGCUGAUAUACGGUGGUAUCACGAUGCACGCAACCGCCCUGGCCUUGCUGCUGAAGAAGCCAGACUCGACGCAGCAUAACAGUGAGCACGAAAAGCCCACGGAUGCAGAAAAGAAAGCAGGGAUCUUUACUGUUGAAAGAAAAGAGCGCAAUAAUUUAGAAACUCCUGGCGAAGAAGCAACCACCAACAAGACACCACCGGACCAUACUAAUUUAUUAUACGGUAUGACGGUGUUGAGGAGUCCCAUGCUCUACGUCAUUUUGUUCACGUACACUGUUUUGUACUUCAACUUUGGGGUGUUUAUGACAACUAUUGUGGACUUUGCUGUCGACCGGGGUUCUUCAGUCGCCAGCGCAGUGAACCUCGUGCCCCUCUUUUCUAUCACGGACACUGUAGGGCGACUGGGCCUUCCCGUGCUGGCAGACCGCGGAUACAUACGCCGCAGUACUCUGACAAUGCUCAACUAUUCGCUCAUGGCGGUCUGCAUGUUCGCGCUGCCUUUCUCUUCGUCGUACGCCACCCUUCUGGUCGUGUGCAUGUUCGUGGCACUGUUCCAGGGAUGCGGUAUUCCUCUGUAUCCCGCUCUCAUGGCCGAGUACAUCGGGCUUGAAAGGCUGCCUAUUGGCUACGGCAUCGUGGGAACAGUGGCGGGUCCAUUGUUCUUACUGAACCCACUAUUCAUUGGAUACUUCAGGGACAAGAGAGGUUCCUACGACGACAUGUAUAAGUUUCAAUCCUUAACCCUAAUUCUGCUUGGAGUCACCUGGAUGAUCGUCGUCUGUGCCGAAACGAGAAGAAAAGGAACUUGGACCCAAUGCCGCAACAACGGAGAGAACUUGCACAUCCUUUCCAGCUCUUCAUCUCUUCACUCCUCGGGAAAAUAUCAGUCGUUUUCGUGCUCGUAAACAUAAUUCUUUACAGCAAGCGG